Molecule: messenger RNA, 765 nt
Organism: Anopheles marshallii
Lineage: Eukaryota; Metazoa; Arthropoda; Insecta; Diptera; Culicidae
Product: kxDL motif-containing protein CG10681
Exons: 2
Coding region: 1-765 (254 amino acids)
Biological process (GO): lysosome localization
Cellular component (GO): BORC complex
Source: RefSeq, a predicted model, not a curated record
AUGAUGAACUCGGAGAUGAGUAGCAGCAUGCACUCGGGGCGUCCUGAAAGUGAUUUCAGCAUCGAGUGCUUCCAGAACUACACUGCUCCGGAAGUGUUCGUUCAAGGGUUGGCUGGUUUGGUAAAUCAAACGGAUGUGGAAGUCAUGAUACGAGCGCAGAAGCAAAUGUUGCAGCGUUUUGAGAAAACAAAUGAGAUGCUGCUCAACUGUAACGCGCUCAGUGCCAGCCGGUUGAAGAUAGCCACGGAUGAUUUUAAAAAGCACACGAAGCUGCUGCACGACAUGAAAAAGGAUUUGGAUUACAUUUUCCGUAAGAUACGGACGAUAAAGACGAAAAUCGGAAAUCAAUAUCCGGCGGCUUUUGCAGAAGCGGAAGCGAAAAACAAACCGAUCAGCUUUGACGAGGAAGAUGAAAUUGAUACGGCAAGUCGGGCGGAGACGUUGGACGAGAAAAAAGACCAGUCCGAUGAUGGUCCAUCAACGUCCACUCCCGUUAAGAUGUCGUCUUCUGGCAAAGAAAAAGCAUCUACUAGCAAGACGGACACGGAGGGUGGCCCAAAGGAACGGAAGAAAACACUCGCCAGUGGCAGCAGGGAAAAUUCCACCGUGGGGUACGUAAAAAUGGAGCAGAGUCCGGAAAAUAGGAAAUUCGGUGGUGGUGGAUCGAGUAGCGGCGAGCAAAAACGACGAUCGUUCCGAUCGGCGCAGAGUAGCUCGACUGAUAAUUCCAACGAUUCUUCGGAUUGUACUUCCGAUACUGGAUAG